AUGUGUCUCGGCCCGCGCGACAAGGACGACAGCGGCGUCACUCGCUCGCGCGACAUCGACCGCGGCAUCCGGCAAGAUGAGGCGAGGCUCGCCAAGGAAGUGAAGCUGCUACUGCUCGGAGCUGGCGAGUCUGGAAAGACCACGAUCCUCAAGCAGAUGCGACUCAUCUACUCGAGGAGCUUCAGCGACCGUGAGAGGUUAUGGUGGAGGCCUAUCAUAUUUCGCAACAUCAUCGAGUCGUUUCGCAUCAUGCAAAUGGUCAUGUCAGACUUCAACUACCAGUUUGAGAGUCCUGACAGUAAAGUGCGCCCCACCAUCCGGUGCUACACGCUCCUCAUGUCCACGAUCCUCGAAAAGCGCGAGGUUGGGCCAGAAGACAGGUUCCCGCAGGAUCUCAUAGACCCAAUCAAGGCCUUGUGGCAAGACGCGGGUGUUAAGGCAGCCUUCUCGAAGGGCUGUGAGUACGCACUGCAUGAUAACGUGACAUACUUCAUUUCCAGUAUACCUAGGCUAUGGGCAGAGGACUAUGUCCCCAACGACCUAGACAUACUCUGCGCUCGACUCAAGACGACGGGCAUCACAGAGUGCCGUUUUGCCAUCGGCCCUCUGACCUACCGCAUAUUUGACGUCGGUGGUCAAAGAUCAGAGAGAAAGAAGUGGAUACACUGUUUCGACAACGUCCAAUCUGUCUUGUUUCUUGUGGCGAUCAGUGGCUACGACCAGUGUCUAGUGGAAGACAUGGAUGGGAACCAAAUGAACGAGGCGCUGAUGCUCUUCGAGUCAAUCGUGAACUCACGCUGGUUCACCAAGUCGGCUAUGAUCCUCUUCCUCAACAAGAUGGAUCUAUUUAGAGAGAAACUCCCGCGACGACCGAUAACCGAUCACGGAUUCACGGAUUACCGUGGUGCCCCAGACGAUUACAAGGCCGCGAGCAGCUACUUCCUCGACAAGUUUCGAGCUCAAAGCCGAAACCCAGACAAGGAGAUCUACGGACACUUUACGAACGCGACGGAUACGAACCUGAUAAAAAUUACGAUGGACUCAGUACAGGACAUGAUCAUACAGCGGAACUUGAAGCAUCUCAUGCUCUGA
This is a messenger RNA of Purpureocillium lilacinum, 1092 nucleotides long. Lineage: Eukaryota; Fungi; Ascomycota; Sordariomycetes; Hypocreales; Ophiocordycipitaceae. The record is from RefSeq and is a predicted model, not a curated record.